ACUCCCUCUACAGCAAUCUCGGGAAAUUGGAGACUGACGCGGCUGCUCCUGCAUGUUAUUUAUUUUUCCUCUUUCCCUCCCGUGGAGACCCUCCUGUUGGAAAGAGAGCUGCAGCACGGGACAGAGACAGGCAGGAAGAAGCAGAGAGGACUCGGUGACGCCCCCACCGAGCAGCCCCUGGCCCACUCCUCCAGCAGGGGCCAUGAGCACCAAGCAGGAGGCCAGGAGAGAUGAGGGAGAAGCCAGGACGAGGGGGCAGGAGGCACAGCUUCGAGACCGAGCCCACCUGAGCCAGCAGCGCCGGCUCAAACAGGCCACCCAGUUCCUGCACAAGGACUCGGCCGACCUGCUCCCGCUGGACAGCCUCAAGAGGCUCGGCACCUCCAAGGACUUGCAGCCGCGCAGUGUGAUCCAAAGACGCCUGGUGGAGGGAAACCCGAAUUGGCUUCAGGGGGAGCCUCCCCGGAUGCAGGACCUGAUUCAUGGCCAGGAGAGCAGGAGGAAGACCAGCAGGACAGAGAUUCCAGCUCUUCUGGUCAACUGCAAGUGCCAGGACCAGCUGCUUAGAGUGGCCGUUGACACAGGCACCCAAUACAAUCGGAUCUCUGCUGGAUGUCUCAGCCGCCUGGGGUUAGAGAAAAGGGUCCUAAAAGCCUCAGCUGGGGACCUGGCCCCUGGGCCCCCAACCCAGGUGGAGCAGUUGGAGCUACAGCUGGGGCAGGAGACUGUGGUGUGCUCGGCACAGGUGGUGGAUGCUGAGAGUCCUGAAUUCUGCCUGGGCCUGCAGACUCUGCUUUCUCUCAAGUGCUGCAUCGACCUGGAGCACGGAGUGCUGCGGCUGAAAGCCCCGUUCUCAGAGCUACCCUUCCUGCCUUUGUACCAAGAGCCUGGCCAGUGACUGCUGUCUCAGUCAGUCCCCAGAGGGAAAGACCUUGCCUUAGAAGAAGAGGCGUGUGGGGAACGGGGGCUCUUGAAGCCAGGUAGCUGGGGACUAUGGUGUCUGCCCUUCCAAUCACCUCCCUGACCCCUGCUGUCCCAUUUUCCCCAGCUGGCCGCAUUCCUCUCUGCUUCUCAGCAGCUGUCCUACUCCCCAGGACGAGUUUUCACUAGAGGGCCCACGAUGCCAGGAUUCUGAUUCAUCUUCCUCCCAAGAAAAGCAAAGCCAAAUCAAGACCACAGAUAGGAACCUAAGCACAAUGGGGUGCCUGCUUGGGCUGGGUCGAAGGCUCUGCUGACUGCUGUCCUUGUCCAUCACCCAAUACCACCCCAAACACAACUCAACUUCCCACACCACCAUGUCUCUCACCACACCUUCUGGGCCUCAUUAUCUCCCACAACUAGACCGCCAUGCCUCACCAACCUAUGUCCCUGGACCUCCUGGUGUCUGCCUCUCGGAGUCUGUGCACAUCUGCUCACAGUUGAGUGGGGGAAGAAACAGCCAGAAUUCAAUACAACAAAGAGCGGGAGUUAGUAUAGGAAUGUCCAUCUCAUAAGGCUGAGAGCUAUUUUUUCCUGUGGCUGCAAAUGUCUGAAGCCAGUUAGUUUGAUUACCCUGUGCAAAACCUUGGACAUACUUCUGCUAUUAACGCUAUAGGUAUUUAUCCGUUUCCACUGGCUUUUUGUACCCACCGAGCCCCUGAGCCUUGCGUGUGUGUGUGUGGAAGAGCCUUGUAGAGAACUGCUCCUGUGAGGCAGACAGGACAGUGAGGUUGUCACCACUCAGACUUCACCUAUUCAGCAUUCUUUCUGAUUUCUAGAACUAUCCACCUCAUUAGGCCUUCUUCCUAUCCCCAUCUCUGGCCUCUUGAGCUUAAGCUUGUAUUGUCCUGGAAUCAGUGGCUUUCUAACCCCCUGCCAGGCUUUGCCAAAGCAAAAAGACAGAGGCUUUUUUUUUUUUUUUAAAGUUUGGGGUCUGUCAGGAGACAGAGGCUUUUUUGAAUUCACUGUGAAGAGAAGAACCCGAACCUUAAGACGCCAGAUCCCUGAGAGUCUUUCUGGCUGGUUUGAGUCUCUCAAAUCAUGGAUUAGGAGUAAAGAAAGAGGCCAGGCGCAAUGGCUCAUGCCUGUAAUCCCAGCACUUUGGGAGGCUGAGGUGGGUGGAUCACUUGAGGUCAGGAGUUUGAGACCAGCCUGGGUAAUAUGGCAAAACCCCAUCUCUACUAAAAAAUACAAAAAUUAGCCAGGUAUGGUGGUGAACACCUGUAAUCCCAGCUACUUGGAAGGCUGAGGCAUAGGAGUUGCUUGAACCUGGGAGAUGGGGGUUGUAGUGAGCCAAGUUCGUGCCAUCGGACUCCAGCCUGGGUGAAGGAGUGAGACCCUGUCUCCAAAAACAAACAAAAAAGGAGCAGAGAAAGACAGUGGUACAGCUAACCUGAACAAGGGAACUGGGACCGUUGGGCUGAAACAGUCUUGAGCCUGGGGUUGACUGGGUUAGAGAAGAACCGGGAUGCAAGGAGCUGCCUGUGACACCUGGCCUGCCCUUUCUCAGCUGCCUCCCCUGCCCUUUCUCAGCUGCCUCCCCUGCCCUCAGAAGGAAAGGAGAGGGCUCACUUAUCACUUGUGCCAUAGCACCUGGUCUCAAAAUCCUAAAAGCUUUCCUCGCCCUCACUGCCUUGCUCCACAAGGUCCACUUUCCUGGGUCUUGUGCUGUGCCUUUCCUUGUCUGCCUCCUGCUGCUUCUGUAACUGCAGACCCCAGGCCCAAUGGCAAGCCCUCGGCUCAGCUGCUUCUCCAUUGGAAUAAACUCUUGUUUCUCUA
This is a messenger RNA of Homo sapiens (human), 2757 nucleotides long. RefSeq names its product nuclear receptor interacting protein 2 (gene NRIP2). Gene Ontology annotation, cellular component: nucleus. The transcript is spliced from 6 exons. Gene Ontology annotation, molecular function: aspartic-type endopeptidase activity. The coding region runs from base 53 to 898 and encodes 281 amino acids. Gene Ontology annotation, biological process: proteolysis. NCBI's taxonomy places the organism in Eukaryota, Metazoa, Chordata, Mammalia, Primates, Hominidae. The record is from RefSeq and is marked validated.